Messenger RNA from Carlito syrichta (Philippine tarsier), 1199 nucleotides. It is a transcript of the gene UBE2J2, whose product is annotated as ubiquitin conjugating enzyme E2 J2. The transcript has 6 exons. The record is from RefSeq and is a predicted model, not a curated record. NCBI's taxonomy places the organism in Eukaryota, Metazoa, Chordata, Mammalia, Primates, Tarsiidae. The coding region runs from base 271 to 894 and encodes 207 amino acids.
AGAUGAGCAGCAACAGCAGCAAGAGGGCUCCGACAACAGCGACCCAGCGGCUGAAGCAGGACUACCUUCGCAUCAAGAAGGACCCUGUGCCUUACAUCUGUGCCGAGCCCCUCCCUUCGAACAUUCUCGAAUGGUGAGACUCUGCCGCUUGCCUGCUGCCCUUGCACAGGUCUCCGCUGGCCCAGCUGGGAGCCUGGUGCCCCCGGUCAUGGCACCAGCGAGGCAGUCCUCCCCGCUCCUCGAGUGCACUAUGUCGUCCGAGGCCCUGAGAUGACCCCUUAUGAAGGUGGCUAUUAUCAUGGAAAACUAAUUUUUCCCAGAGAAUUUCCUUUCAAACCUCCUAGUAUUUAUAUGAUAACUCCCAAUGGAAGAUUUAAGUGCAACACCAGGCUGUGUCUUUCCAUCACGGAUUUCCACCCGGACACGUGGAACCCAGCCUGGUCCGUCUCCACCAUCCUGACCGGGCUGCUGAGCUUCAUGGUGGAAAAGGGUCCCACCCUGGGCAGUAUAGAGACGUCAGACUUCACGAAAAGACAGCUGGCAGCGCAGAGUUUAGCAUUUAACUUAAAAGAUAAAGUCUUUUGUGAAUUGUUUCCUGAAGUCGUGGAGGAAAUUAAACAAAAACAGAAAGCACAAGAUGAACUCAGUAGCAGACCCCAGGCUCUCCCCUUGCCAGAUGUGGUUCCCGACGGGGAGACGCACCACGGCCAGAAUGGGGUCCCGCUCCUGCAUGGGCAUGCGCCAGGGGCCGGCCCCAACCUCGCUGGGCUCCAGCAGGCCAACCGGCACCACGGACUCCUGGGUGGGGCCCUGGCGAACUUGUUUGUUAUAGUUGGGUUUGCAGCCUUUGCCUAUACGGUCAAGUACGUCCUGAGGAGCAUCGCACAGGAAUGAGGCACGCCAGGACCCGUGGUUGCUGCUGAGGGAUGCCAGGCAUGAACCUGACGUGGGCAGGCUAGACACACUGCUGAGCACGAGCGGACCUGCUGGACUCCUGGGUGUAGCCUGUUAACAGGAAAGCAACAACCAAAAUGCGCAGUUCAGAUGUGGGGAGACUCGGGACUCUCGGCCCCUCUUCCGGCCUGGUGUCGGGGCUGGUGGGCCGUCUCCUGUGUUGUCUUUGGACCUGUUUUAGUAAACCUGUUUUUCAUUUUGUUAGAUUUGAUCACUUAAAAAUAUAAAACCCAAUGCCUAUCAUU